AUGAACUCACUCUACACGCUGGCCCUACGCCAGUCCUCGUCCCUCUCAACCGACAUCGCCCAACUCUCCUCCCUCUACUCGUCCCCCUCCGCUCCUCCCGCAUCCGCCGCCUCCCUCAACGGCCAGAUCAACGCCUCGCUCGCGGCGCUCGAUCGAACAGUCGAUGACUAUGAAGCGAUGGCAAGGAGAGAGAUUGUAGAGGCCAAGAAGGAGAAGGCGUUGAGUCGGGUUGCGCGGUUUAGGGAGGAGUAUGCCGAGUUGAGGAAGGAGUAUGAGCGGGUCAAGCAGAGAGGGAACGAGUUGAAAGCAUCCACGGACCGAUCCGAACUCUUCGCCGCCUCCUCCUCAUCCGCCUCUCCCUCCCUCUCCCAACCCUACGCCACCUCCCGCCACACCUCCUCUACCUCCUACUCGCGCGCCGGGCCCUCCACCUCCCUCUCCGCCCCUCCUCCCUCAGACGUCUCAAUCCAAAUCGGCACGCCCUCGUCCUCCUCCUCCGGCUUCCAACCCAACUCGCCCUAUCCUAACUCUCCCUACGACGCACGGACGAACCAUGCGCUGAGGGAACACGAUUUCUUGGGACAGACGGGCGCGGCGUUGGACGGGUAUUUGGCGCAAGGGCAGGCUGUGUUGGGCAACUUGGCUAGUCAGAGGGACGUCUUGAAGGGCACCCAACGCCGCCUCCGCUCAGCAGCCAACACCCUCGGCCUCUCACGCUCGACAAUCACCUUCAUUGAGCGCCGGACAAAAGAGGAUUGGUAUGUUCUUGUGAUUGGAGGCGCGUUGACGCUGGUGGGGAUGUGGAUGAUCUUGAAGUACUUUGGGUGA
Rhodotorula toruloides NP11 is the source of this 828-nucleotide messenger RNA. RefSeq names its product golgi SNAP receptor complex member 2. The transcript has 3 exons. The record is from RefSeq and is a predicted model, not a curated record. Gene Ontology annotation, biological process: endoplasmic reticulum to Golgi vesicle-mediated transport; vesicle fusion. NCBI's taxonomy places the organism in Eukaryota, Fungi, Basidiomycota, Microbotryomycetes, Sporidiobolales, Sporidiobolaceae. Gene Ontology annotation, cellular component: ER to Golgi transport vesicle membrane; late endosome membrane; SNARE complex. Gene Ontology annotation, molecular function: SNARE binding; SNAP receptor activity. Bases 1 to 828 code for a protein of 275 amino acids.